Haemonchus placei is the source of this 282-nucleotide messenger RNA. The record is from the annotation of a GenBank genome assembly. Lineage: Eukaryota; Metazoa; Nematoda; Chromadorea; Rhabditida; Trichostrongylidae.
AUGUUCUUCGCAACAACAUCAGUGCACAUUCUCGCCUUAUUUGCUGUUGUUCCAAUGUUUUGGACAAGAGCAAAACCGGAGGUCAUCUCCAAUAAUCCCGAGAAAGGAGACAUAUUGCAACUUUGGAAUCUCCAAGAGAAUGGCACGAGGGCUUACAAUGCCCUGCUCCAGUCUUCAUAUAGAAAAUGGUAUAUUACUAACGAAGAUGGAAACGUCCUCAUACCAGCCAUUGUUACUGGGAAAUUCAGUGAGCAUUUGCAGUAUUCAGUAAGAGUGUUGUAG